Messenger RNA from Manis javanica (Malayan pangolin), 2771 nucleotides. RefSeq names its product angiotensin converting enzyme 2 (gene ACE2). Gene Ontology annotation, biological process: proteolysis. Gene Ontology annotation, cellular component: plasma membrane. Gene Ontology annotation, molecular function: peptidyl-dipeptidase activity; metallopeptidase activity. Lineage: Eukaryota; Metazoa; Chordata; Mammalia; Pholidota; Manidae. The record is from RefSeq and is a predicted model, not a curated record.
AUGUCAGGCUCUUCCUGGCUCCUCCUCAGCCUGGUUGCUGUAACUGCUGCUCAGUCCACCAGUGACGAAGAGGCAAAGACAUUUUUGGAGAAGUUUAACUCUGAAGCUGAAGAGCUGUCUUAUCAAAGUUCACUUGCUUCUUGGAAUUAUAACACCAAUAUUACCGACGAGAAUGUCCAAAAGAUGAAUGUUGCUGGGGCCAAAUGGUCCACCUUUUAUGAAGAACAGUCCAAGAUUGCCAAAAAUUAUCAACUACAAAAUAUUCAGAAUGACACAAUCAAGCGUCAAUUGCAGGCCCUUCAGCUAAGUGGGUCAUCAGCACUCUCAGCAGACAAGAACCAACGAUUGAACACAAUUCUAAAUACAAUGAGCACCAUCUAUAGCACCGGGAAAGUCUGUAACCCAGGUAAUCCACAGGAGUGCUCAUUACUUGAACCAGGUCUGGAUAACAUAAUGGAAAGUAGCAAAGACUACAAUGAGAGGCUCUGGGCUUGGGAAGGCUGGAGGUCUGAGGUUGGCAAGCAGCUGAGGCCAUUAUAUGAAGAGUAUGUGGUCCUGAAAAAUGAGAUGGCGAGAGCAAACCAUUAUGAGGAUUACGGGGAUUAUUGGAGAGGAGAUUACGAAGCGGAGGGGGCCAAUGGCUAUAACUAUAGCCGCGACCACCUGAUUGAAGAUGUGGAACAUAUCUUUACACAGAUUAAACCAUUAUACGAACAUCUUCAUGCUUAUGUGAGGGCAAAGCUGAUGGACAACUACCCUUCCCAUAUCAGCCCAACUGGAUGCCUUCCUGCCCAUUUGCUUGGCGAUAUGUGGGGUAGAUUUUGGACAAAUCUGUACCCUUUGACGGUUCCCUUUCGACAGAAACCAAACAUAGAUGUUACUGAUGCAAUGGUGAACCAGACCUGGGAUGCAAACAGGAUAUUCAAGGAGGCUGAGAAGUUCUUUGUAUCUGUUGGCCUUCCUAAAAUGACUCAGACAUUCUGGGAAAACUCCAUGCUAACUGAGCCAGGAGAUGGCCGGAAAGUGGUCUGCCACCCGACAGCGUGGGACCUGGGGAAGCACGACUUCAGAAUCAAGAUGUGCACAAAGGUGACAAUGGAUGACUUCCUGACAGCCCAUCAUGAGAUGGGACACAUCCAGUAUGACAUGGCCUAUGCCAUGCAGCCCUACCUGCUAAGAAACGGAGCUAACGAAGGGUUCCAUGAGGCUGUUGGGGAGAUCAUGUCACUUUCCGCAGCUACACCCAAGCAUUUGAAAAACAUUGGUCUUCUGCCUCCUGACUUUUAUGAAGACAAUGAAACAGAAAUAAAUUUCCUACUCAAACAAGCACUCACAAUUGUUGGAACUCUACCAUUUACUUACAUGUUAGAAAAGUGGAGGUGGAUGGUCUUUAGUGGCCAAAUUCCCAAAGAGCAGUGGAUGAAAAAGUGGUGGGAGAUGAAGCGAGAGAUAGUCGGGGUGGUGGAACCUGUGCCCCAUGAUGAGACAUACUGUGAUCCUGCGUCUCUGUUCCACGUUGCUAAUGAUUACUCAUUCAUCCGAUAUUACACAAGGACCAUUUAUCAGUUCCAGUUUCAAGAAGCCCUUUGUCAGACUGCUAAACAUGAAGGUCCUCUGCACAAAUGCGAUAUCUCAAAUUCCGCUGAAGCUGGGCAGAAGCUGCUUCAAAUGCUGAGCCUUGGAAAAUCAAAACCCUGGACCUUAGCAUUGGAACGUGUUGUGGGAACCAAGAACAUGGAUGUCAGACCACUGCUCAACUACUUUGAGCCCUUGCUUACCUGGCUGAAAGAGCAGAACAAGAAUUCCUUUGUGGGAUGGAACACCGACUGGAGUCCAUAUGCCGCCCAAAGCAUCAAAGUGAGGAUAAGCCUGAAGUCAGCUCUCGGGGAAAAAGCGUAUGAAUGGAACGACAGUGAAAUGUACUUGUUCCGGUCAUCUGUUGCAUAUGCCAUGAGAGAGUAUUUCUCAAAAGUCAAAAAACAGACGAUUCCUUUUGAGGAUGAGUGCGUGAGGGUGAGUGACCUGAAACCCAGGGUUUCCUUCAUCUUCUUCGUCACUUUACCUAAAAAUGUGUCUGCCGUCAUUCCCAGAGCUGAAGUCGAAGAGGCCAUCAGGAUAUCCCGGAGCCGUAUCAAUGAUGCUUUCCGCCUGGAUGACAACAGCCUGGAGUUUCUGGGUAUCCAGCCGACACUGCAGCCCCCGUACCAACCACCUGUCACCAUAUGGCUGAUUGUUUUUGGGGUUGUGAUGGGAGUGGUAGUGGUUGGUAUUGUCGUGCUCAUCUUCACCGGGAUCAGAGAUCGGAAAAAGAAAGAUCAAGCAAGAAGUGAACAGAAUCCUUAUGCCUCUGUAGACUUGAGUAAAGGAGAAAAUAAUCCAGGAUUCCAAAAUGUUGAUGAUGUUCAGACUUCGUUUUAGAAAAAUCUAUUUGAUUUCCUCUUGAGGUGAUUUUAUGGGCAACAGGUCUAAAGAGGGGAGAAGAAUCCAAAGAGCUGUUAGCAGACUUUCACCUCGUUUCCAAGCUGCUUGAUCAUCAUCUCCAUGACAACGUAAAACUAGCGCCAGGGGCGUCCGUGAGCACCUCCCCCACCACCCAUAGCAAGCCUGAUAGAAACUCAUUUCCAUUGUUCUCUACCCCUGGAAUGAAUAGAAAGCCCAACUGAAUGUCACCCUCUCAAAUGGGCACCUGAUCUCUUCAACCUUUUGUAUUCACCUGCAGUGUGAGUAGUGCUGGGCACAGAGCAGACACUAAUAAAUAUGUACUAGAUUUA